UUUUGUUUUCUCAUUAGAACUAGAACGCUGAUGGCUGAAGUGGUUGAAGUUAAAAACUGUCGGAAGCGAUCACUACAAGUGCAAACGGUUAAGCUACUCCGGCGCUGAAGUAAUCAGCCUACGAUAACUUCGCGGAUUCAAGCCUUGCAGGAUACCUCUGGUUACUGGUGCCCCUGAUAUCUUGUCAUCUGUAGCCAGCCAGGUAGUUCACCCGGUUGGGUGGUCUUGCGUUCGACGAACUUUCGCUCUCGCCCAGGCCCUGUCGUUUUGGCGGGCUUUUCUGAAUUCUGAGGAAGCAUGGCUCGGCGGAGGUCGCCAUCCUCUGGGUCAUCCCCUCUCGGUGCAGUCCCAGAGCUGUCGCUGGAAGACUACGACCCCAUGCCUUACGAGGAGCUGAUCUGCGCCAUCUGCCACUCUGUGCUGCGCGAUCCCGUCGAGUGCCCCUGCCACCACGUCUUUUGUCGCCGCUGCAUCUGGGAGUGGGUCCACAAGGACAACAGCUGCCCGAUAUGCCGCAAGCGGGGCAUCUCGGCCGUCACACCUGUACCGCCUUUUGUACGAAACAUGCUCAACUCUCUCAAGGUGAAGUGCCGAAAUGCUGGCUGCAAUGCCCGUGUACCUGCGGAAAGUUUUGUGCAUCACACGAGUGCGUGCGAGUUUCAUGAAGUAAGCUGCCCACACGAAGCCUGCGAACAUCGGUGUCAACGACGUUUGCUAGAAUCUCACGUGAAGCAGUGUCCACUACGCGAGGUCACAUGUGAGAAGGGUUGUGGAUUGGUUCUCACACGGGGCCGCCUCAAAAGCCACAGCUGUGUGGAUGAACUCAAGCGUAAGCUAGACGGUGAGUAAUGUUUU
Molecule: messenger RNA, 855 nt
Organism: Rhipicephalus sanguineus (brown dog tick)
Lineage: Eukaryota; Metazoa; Arthropoda; Arachnida; Ixodida; Ixodidae
Product: RING finger protein 151
Exons: 4
Coding region: 298-849 (183 amino acids)
Biological process (GO): regulation of canonical NF-kappaB signal transduction; protein K63-linked ubiquitination; positive regulation of JNK cascade
Cellular component (GO): plasma membrane signaling receptor complex
Molecular function (GO): zinc ion binding
Source: RefSeq, a predicted model, not a curated record